Messenger RNA from Daldinia childiae, 4164 nucleotides. RefSeq lists its product as uncharacterized. The transcript has 10 exons. The coding region runs from base 1 to 4164 and encodes 1387 amino acids. NCBI's taxonomy places the organism in Eukaryota, Fungi, Ascomycota, Sordariomycetes, Xylariales, Hypoxylaceae. Gene Ontology annotation, molecular function: oxidoreductase activity, acting on paired donors, with incorporation or reduction of molecular oxygen; heme binding; iron ion binding. Gene Ontology annotation, cellular component: membrane. The record is from RefSeq and is a predicted model, not a curated record.
AUGGGUUUCAACGGCACUCAUGUACAGGGCCUGCAAGAACCGGAAUGGGGGUUUUUACUCAAACUUAACAUGGAUUUUCAUGAUUACGUAUCAUCGUCAAAGUUCAUUAAGUUAACCGGGAUCGUGCUUCUUUGGCUUUUGGCUAUUGCCAUCUUCCAGCCUAAGAGACCCAGGAUUCCAGGCGCCCAAGUGCACGGGUCUAGGGGAUGGUGGGAACCUUCGUUUCUACUCAAGACUCGAUUCAUAUAUGACGCGUAUAAUAUCAUCAAUAGCGGAUACAAUAAGUUCAAGGAUGUUCCUUUCGUGCUGCGCCGUCAAGAUACCGACAUCCACGUCUUGCCAAUGAAGUACUUAGACGAGCUGCGGCUAAUUCCAAGGAACGAACUCAAUGGGAAGAUGGUUCAUUACAAUAACUUAUUCCGAAACUGGUCAUGGGCCUCAGUAAUUCGUGAUUCUGACUUGCACGUCACCGUGUUAACAAAAAAGCUGAACCCAGAUGUGACUAAAUACGUCGAUAUGGCAUAUGAGGAACUCGAGUACGCCUGGCACAUAGACGUACCCGAGCCCAUCGAAUGGACCGAAGUCGAUAUACAACACACCAUUCGCAUGCUUGUCGCCCGCAUGUCGGCAAAAGUGUUCGUGGGCCAUCCAGCGUGUCGUGAUCCUACGUGGCUAAGCCUGACGCUAAACUUCUCCGUGGAUCUGUUUCUGGCGAGUUUCACUUUGCGCAUGUUCCCGCCAUGGAUGCACUUCUUGGUCAAGCCAUUGAUUCCAGCGCGGUGGCGUAUACAGAAGCAGAUCGACAUCGGCACUAAGGUUGUCCGCCAAUACAUGCUAAAGCGCGAGGAACGGGUCAAGACAAGCCAAAGAUCGGAUGAUGGAACGCUAUUUGAGUGGAUGAUCGACCACGCGGUGGGAACUGAAGGCUCGUUGGAAGAACUAGCUGCCCGACAGUGCAUCCUGACACUUGCGAGCAUUCACACGACGGCUAUGACAGUGUCCAACGCUCUAUUUGACAUUGUUGCUCACCCCGAGUGGAUUGCCGUGCUAAGAGACGAAAUCGAUGAGACGCUCAAGACCCAUGGUGAGCUCAAUCAAAAUAUGCCAAUCAAACCGUGGCUCAAGCAUCUAGAGAAGAUGGAUAGCUUCAUUCUCGAAAGUCAACGACAUAAUCCGGCGAUCCUAUUGACACCACAGAGGCUAGCAAUGGUGCCUCUAACCUUAAAGGACGGGACUUAUAUCCCAAAGGGGACCCGUAUCGCGUGGGCCGGUCCCCAACAUGCCUUCGAUCCCGUCAUCACCCCGAAUCCCGACGAAUUUGACCCAAUGAGAAGCUACCGCAAACGGCAUGCCGACAACGGUGAGAAUCUUCACAAGUUUAUGGUAGGCCAAUCUGACCCCGAUAACAUGUCUUUCGGCUACGGGGGGCAAGUCUGCCCAGGUCGAUACUUUGCAGUCGGCGAGAUCAAGCUGGUAUUUAUGCGGCUGCUUCAAGAAUUUGAUUUUGCCUCACCGAAGGGAAAUAGGCAUCCCCGGAGCAUUCACGCUGACGAAAACGUACUCGUGAAUCCCUAUGUCAAGGUUAUGAUGAAGAAAAGAAAGCCUAAAGGCUCAGCAUCCCUUGCUGCUAUUGUCUCUGCAUUUGUCCCCACAUGGGUUACGGGUCUCAUCUUUGUUGCGAUAUUCAUCGUCAUUCGACGCUGGUAUCCUAAUAUCUAUGCUCCCCGAACCUUUAUCGAAAGUAUACCGGAGAAGGACCGGACUCCUUCUGCUGGUCGGUCGUAUUUCAAUUGGGUCCAUACCUUGCGCAAGGUUCCGGAUAAGUUCAUCUUGUAUCAUCAGUCUCUAGAUGCGUAUCUCUACCUUCGUUUCCUUCGAACAGUCAUCUUCGUCUGCUUCGUUGGUUGUUGUAUCACGUGGCCUAUUCUUAUGCCGGUGAACGCAACUGGUGGUGGUUCCUCAACCGAACUGGACAAGAUCGGCAUUGGGAACGUCAAGAAAAGGGGACAUCUAUACGCCCACGCAAUAAUUGCUUGGGUAUUUUUCAGCUUCGUUAUGUUUACAAUUGCUCGCGAGCGACUUUGGCUCAUUGGCCUCCGUCAAGCCUGGACCCUGUCGAAGCCUGUUGCAAACCGCCUUUCUUCACGCACCGUUCUCUUCCUAUCAGCCCCAAGAGAUGCCCUCGACGAAGGUAAUAUGUAUCGGUACUUUGGAGAUGGAGCUUUGCGCCUUUGGCCAGCGACUAAGGUCGACACGCUAGAGCAUCUGGUCUCGAAACGUAAAUCAAAAAUUGAGCAGCUUGAGGCAGCGGAGAUGGCUCUAAUCCGGAAGGCCAACCAUGAAGGUAGAAAACGGAUUAAAUCCCGGGCACAGGAUGGGCAUCCGCACUACGAUAAUCUUGAAGAUUCAGUUAAGAAAUCCAUAAGACCGCGCCAUAAACCAGACGUCUCGCCACUAAAUGAGAAAGUCGAUAGUAUCGAGUGGCUACGUGAAAAGAUAAAAGAGGAGGAAUCAAGCAUCGAGAAUGAGCGUAAUUCAUAUAAAAUUGGUGAGACUAACGGAUCAGCUGCAGUAUUCGUCGAGUUUAAGACAUGUGCGGAGGCUCAGCGGGCCUGUCAGCAAGUCGCGUCUAGCAACCUAUUAGCCCUUGGUCCCAGAUAUACCAGUGUUUCACCCCAAGAAAUCAUAUGGAAUAACCUCACCAUACCUCCUGCUCGCCGCAUCUCAGAAGAGGGUACUGCUCUGGCUAUUGUUAUAGCUCUGAUAGUUUUCUGGUCUAUUCCGAGUGGUAUCAUCGGCUUAAUCUCUAACAUCAGCUAUCUUGCGGAUAAUGUCGAAUGGUUGAGCUUCUUGAAGGAUUUACCUGAACCAGUCAUCGGCCUGCUAUCUGGCUUGAUACCUCCAUUGGCGACAAGUUGGCUAAGCAAGCUAGUGCCUAGCAUAUUCAGAUAUAUAUUCAAAUCGACUGGUAGCCCCACCAAUACUGCUGCUGAACUAAAGGUCCAAAGAUGGUACUACAUCUUCCAAGUGACACAAGUAUUUCUUGUCACUGCAGUUUUCUCCGGGGCGGCACCCGUCGCUGCACAGCUUUUGGAAAAGGCCAAAGAUCCCACCUCGAUCCCUGAACUACUAGCGAGACAGCUUCCGAAGGCAUCAAACUUCUACCUGACGUACUUCAUUAUCCAGGGCACUACCUCAGCUGCUGAUAACUUGCUUAACUAUUCGGAUCUUCUAAGUUAUCUUUUCUACGGUUAUUUCUUCGACAAAACUCCACGCCAGAAAUUUAACCGAUAUACAAGUAUGAAAGGGAUCGCAUGGGGCAAGCUGUAUCCAAAGUUUGCCAACUUUGCAAUUAUCGCAAUUGCAUACUCGUGUAUUGCGCCACUAGUGCUAGGUUUCGCGGCUGUCGGACUGGCCCUGUAUUACUUCUCCUACCGCUACAACCUCCUCUUCGUCAUCCAGCCGAAGAUAGAUACCAAAGGGCAGGCUUAUACACUCGCGUUGCAGCAUCUUCUCACGGGUGUCUAUAUAGCGGAGUUGUCCUUACUAGGUCUUUUCGGCUUGAGAAGAGCAACUGGUCCAUCUGUUAUAACUGGUUUCUUAUUCAUCGCGACGAUACUUUAUAACGUACUAACUAACAGGUACCUUGCGCCGCUUGAACAGUUCCUACCGGCCGACUUAGCUACGCUGACCGAAAGAGACGACGAAUCUACGCCGCUAUUAGCUUCCGCCGAAGAAGGACAGGCACACUCAACUUCUCGGAUUCAGCGUCUAGGACAACAGGCAAAUAUUCCGAAGCCCAUCGCGCAGCGCAUUCUAGACCCAAUAGCACAUUUCUUCGAACCGCAAGUUUUUGCCUCAUACCAGGCCAUGAGAGCAUGGCUGCAAGACGGGGACUUAUUUAACAGCGAAGAGGACGUCCCAGAGUACACGGAAGAGCAACUCCAGAAGGCAUAUUUAAACCCGGCCCUCACAAGUCCAACACCACUGAUCUGGAUCGCAAGGGAUCCGAUGGGCGUCAGCCAGAACGAAAUUACGGAAAAUGAGAAACAUGGUCUCAAGGCUAGCGAUCAGGGCGCCUGGCUUGAUGAGAGGGGUAAACUUAGAUGGAGCGUUAAAGAGUUUAAGGAGGUACCAAUCUGGAAGCGAGGUGUGACAUAUUGA